Prosopis cineraria is the source of this 1131-nucleotide messenger RNA. Its product is annotated as alpha-galactosidase-like. The coding region runs from base 1 to 1131 and encodes 376 amino acids. Lineage: Eukaryota; Viridiplantae; Streptophyta; Magnoliopsida; Fabales; Fabaceae. Gene Ontology annotation, biological process: carbohydrate metabolic process. The transcript has 9 exons. Gene Ontology annotation, molecular function: hydrolase activity, hydrolyzing O-glycosyl compounds. The record is from RefSeq and is a predicted model, not a curated record.
AUGGGGAAGAGUGAUCCCCAUCUAGACAGAUGGCCUUCUUCUGAUGCUGCAAAAGGCUUCAAAGCAGUUUCUGAUGCAGUUCAUGAGUUGGGUUUAAAAUUUGGGAUUCAAGUCGUUGCAGGGAUACACAAACUUGCUGUGGAUAGAAACAAACAGAUUUUGGAUACAAAAACGGGAGGUGCUUAUCAGGAAAAUGGGCGCGUGUUGCAUGCAAAUGACAUAUUGACAGGCACUGCAUGUAGCUAUUCACCUAAUUUCUUGGUUGUGGAUUCAACUUCCAAUGGUGGAAAAGCCUUUUUGAGAUCUGUCUAUGAGCAGUGUGCUUCAUGGGGAGUUGAUUUUGUAAAGCUUGAUUGUGUGUUUGGUGAUCACUUGAACAUGGGUGAAAUACGUACUGUAUCAGAGAUUUUGCAAGGGUUAAACAGAAAGAUAAUAUUUUCUGUGUCUCCUGGAGUCGCUGCAACACCAGAAAUGGGUAGGCAGGCCAGUGAAAUGGUUAACAUGUACCGUGUAACUCCCAAUAACUGGGAUCAAUGGCAAAUUUUGGUGAAUCAUUUUGAAGUGGCAAGGAAUUUCGCUCAGUCUAGGUUGUUGGGAACUGCUGGUUUAAAUGGAAACGCGUGGCCUGAUUUGGAUAUUUUACCAUUUGGUUGGCUUACUGACCCAGAUUCGACUGAAGGUCCACACAGGAAAUCCAAACUCACAAUGACAGAGCAAGAAACUGAGAUGACUUUGUGGAGUAUGGCAAAAUCUCCUCUUAUGUUUGGUGGAGACAUGAAGAAACUUGAUUUCAAGACACAACAACUUCUCUCAAAUCCUACCCUCCUUGAGAUUAACUCUUAUAGUGUAGGCAAUAAGGAGAUUCCGAAUUCUUUUGGCCCUGGAAUUCGAACUUGGUUGGCAAGGGGAAGAAAAGGGGAGAUAUAUGUUGCAAUUUUCAAUCUAAAUGAGAAGGUGGCGAAUACAAAGAUGGAUAUAUCAUACAUAAGAGAAAUGCUUCCUGUGAAGGGGAAUUUCAGCACUUGCACCGGCAGUGAUUUGUGGAGUCCAGUUAAUGAAGUAGCAAAUGGAACAUUAUUAGCAAAUGUUGAAGCACAUGCAUGUGCACUAUUUACCCUCACCUGUCAAUGA